Molecule: messenger RNA, 4606 nt
Organism: Oreochromis aureus
Lineage: Eukaryota; Metazoa; Chordata; Actinopteri; Cichliformes; Cichlidae
Gene: smarcad1a
Product: SWI/SNF-related, matrix-associated actin-dependent regulator of chromatin, subfamily a, containing DEAD/H box 1 a
Exons: 23
Coding region: 347-3556 (1069 amino acids)
Cellular component (GO): nucleus
Molecular function (GO): chromatin binding; ubiquitin binding; ATP-dependent chromatin remodeler activity
Source: RefSeq, a predicted model, not a curated record
ACAUCCUCCUUUUACCAAUGAGCUGUGCCGGCUCGGAUUCCUCCAGGGCCGAGGGAGUUCGCGGGAAACCGGGUAUAGUCGGGAUGCAGCAUAGAUAACUCGGGAGUUUAACCGCUUUCUUUGUUACAAAACCCGUGUGACAUUACCGAUCAAUUUUAAGCUAAUGCCGUUAAAAACGGAGGUGUGACACAGCUUUCUUACCCUCUAUGCUAAUAUCUGGCGCUAGUUAGCGGGCUGUCACAUCGUGCAUCACGUUGUGCUUCAUACGGCUGAACAGGAAAAAAAUACGGCUGAGUAGGACGAGACAAAGAAGUGCCGCUGUUAGGCACAUAAAGGACCUGGUAAAAUGAGUCUCUUCAAUUUAGACCGGUUCCGUUUUGAGGGGAGGCCAUGCAGCAAGGACCAGGUUAACGGGUCAAAAAGUCUAGAGUCUGAAAAGGAGAACAAGCCAGCCCGGACAAAGCCUGUCAAAGCCCCACCAAAAUCCCACGCCCGAGGAGUUGCUUUUGAGGAAGUCUUUACUGUUGAUUUAGAGGAGGAUGAAGUCAUUUCUGAACCAAAGACCAAGAUAUCUUUAACAAAAAAAUCCAACAAGCCUGCUGGUAAAGCAUCCCAAACUGUAGUGCUGGAUGAUACGGACAAUGAAUUGGAUGACAAAUUGAACAGGCUAAUAGAGAUGUUUCCUCAGCUGACAAGACCGGAUGCGCUGGAGAUUGUUGAAAGUACAAGCACACUGGAUGGGGCUGUAGCUGCUUGCCUUUUAAAAUAUGGUGAUAAAGAAGCCCCGAGUCAAAGCAGGAAGAGAAAGCAGGAUGGAAGCAGCAGCUCUAAAGACAGUGUUGAGAUUCAACCUAGCAAGAAGACAAAACCAUCAGCGGCCUCUGAUGAGGAAGAAGAUGAGGACAAAGAGCUGAGCUGGGAGAAGCAGGAAUCUAUGGUCAGAAGACUGCAGAAGAAAUUUCCUGACCAGGAUAAGGUGGAGCUAAGGAUGGUGCUGCAGGAGCAUGACUGGAAUUUUGAAGAUGCUCUGCAGGUCCUACAGAUGUUCACAGACACAGAUAAUACAAGUUUCAGCUCGCAUGGGUCAGAAGGAAAGGUAUCCAGCAAAUCAAAGAAGAAAGACAAGUCAAAGAGAAAGCUGAGCCACCAAGAAGACCAGAAAAAUGGUGAAAAGAGGCAAGAUUAUGAGGAGUUUGAAGACCAUGUCAGCGAAACGGAGGAUGACAGUACAGAUGAUUCUGAUAAUACAAAGGACAGUGAAGAUGAUUCUGACUUGGAAGACAACGAAGACUCCAAAAAGAAAAGUGCCACUCUGUCUUCUUGGAUUGUAAAAAAAUCUGGUCCAGCGGCUUCAUCGUCCUCUGCCAACAAAACUACUACCUCUUCCUCGCUGAAGCCCUCUUCCUCGCUGAAGCCCUCUUCCUCGCUGAAGCCCUCUUCCUCUUCAUCUGCUGCCCAGACUUUGUCCAGAUUUGCCAGUGGGACCAGCAUAGCUAAGAAGCAGGCGGCAGAGAGAAAGAGGAAGGCGCGUGCCUCAGAUGAACAUGUCAGUUCAGAGGGCGAAAACGACUAUGAAGACACAGUAAGCAGCGAGUUUGAGGAUUCAGAUGAUGAGCUGGACUCUAACGUAGGCAUGACAGAAGUGAAGAAGGAGAUUCUUGCAUUCUUCCGGGAUGCAUCAUUAGACGAACUGUCACUAAUGUCCGGGUGCUCCAUUAAAAAGGCACAGAAAAUUGUGGAACUGAGACCCUUUAACAGCUGGAAAAGCUUGGUUGAAGCUCUCAAUAAGAACAAUGGACUUUCAGAAGACUUGCUGCUGGGCUGCAGAGUCGUCCUCAAGGAGAGGAAGGUUGUCCUGGGGCUGAUGUCCAAAUGUGAGAUGAUUUCAUCAAAAAUGGUCAAACAAGUCACUCAAAUGAUGGAGAAAGGGACAGGAGCCAUGAAACAGCCCAGAGUGCUCAACACUCAGUUCCAGCUGAAACCCUAUCAGCUAAUUGGGCUAAAGUGGCUGCUGCUUCUUCAUGAGCACAAAUUGAGCGGUAUCCUCGCUGAUGAAAUGGGUUUAGGGAAAACUAUCCAGGCUAUAGGAUUUCUAGCUCAGCUGUACCAGAAUGGUAUUGAAGGGCCUCACCUCAUCACUGUGCCUUCUUCUACACUGGAUAACUGGGUCAGAGAGAUGAAACUCUGGUGUCCAGAUCUCAAAGUUCUCGUCUAUUAUGGAUCUAUAGAAGAUCGUCGCUACCUCAAACAUGAUAUCCUGAAUGGAGAUGUUGACUUCAAUGUCAUUGUGACCACUUAUAACUUGGCAAUAGGAAACGACAGCGACCGCAGCCUGUUUCGUAAGCUGCGGCUGAAAUAUGCCAUUUUUGAUGAGGGCCACAUGCUGAAGAACAUGAACUCUUUGCGCUAUCGGCAUCUUAUGGCUAUUAAUGCAGAGCAUCGCUUGCUGCUGACAGGAACUCCGUUACAGAACAACCUCUUAGAGCUGAUGUCUCUGCUGAACUUCAUCAUGCCAUCUAUGUUCUCCAGCUCCACUACCCAGCUCUCAAAAAUGUUUUCUAUGAAAUCACAUGAAGAGCAGAGUCGUUUCGAGAGGGAUCGUAUUUCUCAGGCCAAACUCAUCAUGAAACCUUUCAUCCUCCGACGGCUCAAGAGCGAGGUCCUUCAGCAGCUUCCAGCAAAGGAAGAGAAGGUGGAGUUCUGCUCAAUGAGUGAGAAACAGCAGGGUCUGUACCAGAACCUCUUUCAGAAACUCAAAUCCACCACGAAUGGCGAAAAGCGAGAGUUGUGUAAUGUGAUGAUGCAGCUGAGGAAGAUGGCCAACCACCCUCUGCUUCAUAGACAGUACUACACCACUGAAAAACUAAAAGCCAUGAGCAAGCUUAUGCUCAAGGAGCCAACACACUUUGAUGCAGAUCCUGUUCUGAUACAGGAGGACAUGGAGGUGAUGUCAGAUUUUGAGCUGCAUCGUCUGUGCCAGCAGUACUCGACCAUCAGCUCCUACCAGCUUGAAAAUGAUCUCCUGUUUGACUCUGGAAAAUUCCACCACCUUACAAAGCUGCUGGCCUCACUUAAAGAGAAGGGGGACCGAGUGGUAUUAUUCAGUCAGUUCACCAUGAUGCUUGAUAUUGUGGAAGUGCUGCUGAAACAUCUUAUGCAUCGUUACAUCAGGCUGGAUGGAUCCACACCCAUAGCGGACAGGAUUGUGUUGAUUGAUGAGUUCAACACAGACCCUGACAUAUUUGUGUUCCUGCUGUCAACCCGUGCUGGCGGCCUCGGCAUAAACCUGACCUCAGCUAACGUUGUCAUCCUACAUGACAUCGACUGCAAUCCCUACAAUGACAAACAAGCAGAGGACAGGUGUCACCGUGUGGGCCAGACCAGAACUGUACAGGUGAUUAAGCUGAUCAGUAAGGACACUAUAGAGGACUGCAUCCUGCAACUGGGCAACAAGAAACUAAAGCUGGAGCAGGACAUGACCUCAUCUGAACAAAGUGUUGAGGGGACCAUACCUGAGGAUAUGGCAUCUUUGAUCAAAGCCUCACUGGGACUGUGAUACACAAACAUGCGAAACUUGAAACUGUACAAAUGCAUUUGUAUGGGGUCUCCUGAGAUUUUGGGAAGACUUGAGUAUUCUGACUGAGCUAACACCAUUGUGUCUGUACUUGAGAACUGCUGUAAACCAUAAACUGCCAUGCAAACACUGAAAUCCGAUAGAUCAGAUUUACAGUGUGACAUGGCAGCUGUGCCUAAAACAGUUUUUACAUACGCACAGUUUUUGCUCUCACUUUGACUACAAGACCAGUAUAAACUGCAUUUUAGCCUCUGCAUUUUGUAAGUGUACCAAGCAGUAAAAACUUGAAAGAGUGUGAUUUUUAAAUCUUUAGUAAUAAAAAGGUAUUUAAAGUACACUAUCACAUUGGUCUGACAGAAUUAAAGUGUCAUUUCAGUUUAAACAUAUGCAGUGUUGCACUGCUCACAUUCAGAUAAAAGUAACAUAGUGGUAAGGAGAAUGAUGCUUACUUGCCAAACUUUGAUACAGGAAAUAUUUCAAAAUCUAGGACUUAAAGAAAAAGGUUCGAGCAUGGAGAAUGGUGGAUAUAUUUUUACCCGUCGGUCCAUACAGUGUUACAAUAUGUUUGCGUGUUCAGAAAAAUACAGUUCAAAUAGCAAGUAUACUGAAAAUGAUAUUCACCUUAAAUUCCUCUACCAUUUCUGAUUUAAAAUUUGUGGCUGCAUCACAUGCAUAUGGACUCUGUCAGUGUUAAGUGUAAUGUCUUACAUUUCAUCCUGUUCUCAUAUUCUAAUUGCAUAUUUAGGAAAGGCAGACUGCAUCAAGCAUACAGAUAUUUUAAUUAUCCUGGUAUGUAAGAAAAAACCUAUGGUGCUUGAAUUUCUUUCAUAGCUGUUUCUACUCUUUUAAUUAUCAGGCCGAGAGAAGACUUUUCGAUUUAAUAAAGCAGCUGCCGCAUUAGUGUGCUGUAUAAGUAGAUAAUGUGUUGUUAUUGUAAAAGUGUUACUGUAAAAGCUUUUACUAAGUCAUUUGUAUGUUUGUUUGUUUUUUUUUAGUUUCCUGUCAAAACUGAAUAAUAAAUAUUGGAAUAAU